AUGUGGUUACAUCUUCUGUGCUCCUCCUUGCUGCUCAUCACAACAGCAAUAAUAUUUUCCACAGCAGAAGACAUAAGCACAUUUCAGUCCAUUGCAGAUGGUGAGACCGUAGUCUCAACAGGGGGAACCUUUGAGCUUGGAUUCUUCAGCGCUGGUGCUUCAAAAAGCCGAUACGUGGCGAUAUGGUACAAGAAGAUACCGGUUGCCACCAUUGUAUGGAUUGCCAACAGAGACACACCCCUCACAGGUUCAUCAGGUGUACUCAAGGUAAGCAGCCCUGGAAUACUUGUCCUUGUUGACCAAAAGAACACUACAGUUUGGUCUUCCAACACAUCGAGUUCUGCACAGAAUCCAGUGGGAAAACUUUUGGAUUCGGGAAAUCUUGUUGUGAUAGAUGGCAAUGAUAAUAAUGACACGGAGAAAUAUUUAUGGCAGAGUUUUGAUUACCCAG
Molecule: messenger RNA, 451 nt
Organism: Prunus avium (sweet cherry)
Lineage: Eukaryota; Viridiplantae; Streptophyta; Magnoliopsida; Rosales; Rosaceae
Source: RefSeq, a predicted model, not a curated record